Dromaius novaehollandiae (emu) is the source of this 3452-nucleotide messenger RNA. RefSeq names its product Sp8 transcription factor (gene SP8). Lineage: Eukaryota; Metazoa; Chordata; Aves; Casuariiformes; Dromaiidae. The record is from RefSeq and is a predicted model, not a curated record. Gene Ontology annotation, molecular function: RNA polymerase II cis-regulatory region sequence-specific DNA binding; DNA-binding transcription factor activity, RNA polymerase II-specific. Gene Ontology annotation, biological process: regulation of transcription by RNA polymerase II.
UGCUCGACGGCGCUGAUGACCUCACGCAGUCACGUCGGCGAGCGGCGCGGCGGGGCCGGCGAUUGGCUGGCGGCUGCUCAGCGGCACUUCAAAGCCGGCGAGGGAGCUACAAUUGUGGUGGAAUGGGCGGAACUGAUCAUUGUAUUGCACACCUCUAAAAAAACACUGCCUCUGAUUUAUCAAUAUAAAAAAGAUCCUCUGAGAGGAGGGCACUUUUGUGUGAUGGCAACUUCACUUCUAGGGGAAGAGCCGCGGGUAGGCUCCACGCCGCUGGCCAUGCUCGCCGCGACCUGCAACAAGAUCGGCAGCCCCAGCCCCUCGCCGUCCUCGCUCUCGGACAGCGCGUCCUCCUUCGGCAAAGGCUUCCACCCCUGGAAACGCUCCUCCUCCGCGUCCUCGGCCGGCAGCUGCGGCGCCGUGGGCUCCGGCCUCCCGGGCUUCGGCGUCGCGGGCGCGGCGCGCAACGGCUCCUCGGCGGCGGCGGCGGCGGCGGCGGCGGCGGCGGCGGCCGCGCUGGUCUCGGACUCCUUCAGCUGCGGCGGCUCGCCGGGCUCCAGCGCCUUCUCGCUGACCUCCAGCAGCGCCGCGGCGGCGGCCGCCAGCUCGCCCUUCGCCAACGACUACCCCGUCUUCCAGGCGCCGGGCAGCGCCGGCGGCGGCGGCGGCGGCGGCGGCGGCGGCGGCGGCGGCGGGGCGGCGGGGCAGGAGGCGGCGGCGCACCAGCCCGUCUUCAUCUCCAAGGUGCACACGUCGGUGGAGGGGCUGCAGGGCAUCUACCCGCGGGUGGGCAUGGCGCACCCCUACGAGUCCUGGUUCAAGCCCUCGCACCCGGGGCUGGGCGCCGGCGAGGUGGGCUCGGCGGGCGCCUCCAGCUGGUGGGACGUGGGCGCCGGCUGGAUCGACGUGCAGAGCCCCAACGGGGCGGCGGCGCUGCCGGGCUCGCUGCACCCGGCCGCCGGGGGGCUGCAGACCUCGCUCCACUCGCCGCUGGGCGGCUACAACUCGGAUUACUCGGGCCUCGGCCACUCGGCCUUCAGCAGCGGCGCCUCCUCGCACCUCCUCAGCCCCGCCGGGCAGCACCUCAUGGACGGAUUCAAGCCGGUGCUGCCCGGCUCCUACCCGGACUCGGCCCCCUCGCCGCUGGCCGGCGCCGGGGGCUCCAUGCUGAGCGGCGGCCCCGCCGCGCCGCUGGCCGGCUCGCCGCGCUCCUCCGCCCGCCGCUACUCGGGCCGCGCCACCUGCGACUGCCCCAACUGCCAGGAGGCCGAGCGGCUGGGGCCGGCGGGGGCCAGCCUGCGGCGCAAGGGGCUGCACAGCUGCCACAUCCCCGGCUGCGGCAAGGUCUACGGCAAGACGUCGCACCUCAAGGCGCACCUGCGCUGGCACACGGGCGAGCGCCCCUUCGUCUGCAACUGGCUCUUCUGCGGCAAGCGCUUCACCCGCUCCGACGAGCUGCAGCGGCACCUGCGGACCCACACGGGCGAGAAGCGCUUCGCCUGCCCCGUCUGCAACAAGCGCUUCAUGCGCAGCGACCACCUCAGCAAGCACGUCAAGACCCACAGCGGCCCCGGCGGCGCGGGCGGCCCCGGCGGCGGCGGCCCCGGCGGCGGCCCCGGCCCCGGCGGCAAGAAGGGCAGCGACACCGACAGCGAGCACAGCGCGGCGGGCAGCCCGCCCUGCCCCUCGCCGGAGCUGCUGCCGCCGCCCGAGCCCGGCCACCGCAGCGGCCUGGAGUGACCGGCGGCCCCGCCGCCCCGCGCCCGCCGCCUCGGGAUAACCCUGGCGGGGACGCGGACGCGUAAGUAGCGCGCACUGCUUGCCGCGGGCGCUCGCUCAGCCCUCGGGGCUCCCCCACGCCGCGGAGCUGGCCCGGGCGCCGCACGCUGUGGGACGGGGCGCCGGGGCUGCGGGACCGGGCGGGACGGGGCGGCGGCCGGGAAGCGGCAGCGCGGCACCGAGGCGGCGGCCGCCGCCGGGGCUCCGCGGCAGCGAGACGGGGCGGCUCCGCCGCCGGCGCCCGCGGGCUCCGCCGUGCAGCGCCGCCCCCCCCCGCUUCGCUUUCGGAGCAUCCCGAUCCCUUCCCCCCCCCCCCCGCCCGCUUUUUUUUUAAUUUAAAGAAGAAAAAAAAAAUCCGUUCUCACUUUCCUAGUGGAAACGCUCCUGCCCCCCCAGCCGCGCCGGGCGCCAACACCCCCCCGGUGCCUCUCGGAGCGGCGGCCGGGCCGCCGGGUGCGAGCCGGGCCGCGCUGCCCCGCGGCGGGGGGGCCGCGGGUCGCAGCCCCCGACGGCAGCGCCCGCCAGCCGCAAUUGUCAUUCCUGAAACAGCGCCGAGGCUGAAAUUCAGAGCUGCCCUAAUCUCGUUAAUUGUUAAAAGCCCUUCUCCUCCCGGGGACCAGAGUGACAGUGUAUUUGUCCUGCUUCUCUCUCCGCUUCCCCUCCCCUUUUUUUUUAAACAAUUCGUUUUCCUCCCCGAGCCCAGAUUUCAUUAUGUUUGCCACCGCGUUUGUAUAAUUCCCGAUUCUGCAGGCUCGUGAAAUACACUGGAAAUAAUUAGUUUCAAAGUCCUAUAUUUUUAAAUUCCGAGCAAAUGAAGAAGCACGGAUGGUUUCAAGCGAAGCUGUAGAUCGAAUGCCAAAAAGAGGGAGCUUGGGGGAGGGGGUAUAGGAAAAUAAAAUAUUUGUAAAAUACAUCUGAACCUAUAGGUUUGUACAACUGGGGAAUCGUUCUAGAUUAGCUAACAAUUAAAUAUAACUCCACCAAUGUAUCGGUGUGAGGUGCAGUUGUCCAGGAGACGAUUUUGUAUAGUAUUUUUCUUGUAAAUUACUUCCAGUAAAUAUUUGAAAAUAUAUUGAAGUACACUUGAGCUUUUUUUUAAUUUUUAUUUUUUUCCUGUCACGAUAAAGCGUUAUUGUUGCAGUCCUGGUUAACUGCAUUUUUUUCUGGACUUGUUUCUUGAAGUGUACACCAAAUCGCACUUCAGGAUAUAGGUUUUGCUUGAAUAUUAAUUUAGAUAGGCAUACAACUGUAAUUAAGCAAACAAUAUUUGAUAAAUGUUGAAUGACAUUUAAUUUAAUGGAGCAUGUACUUAUUUGCAUUUGCUGGCAGUUCAGGUAUAGUUACAGUGAGAGUUCUCCUAUAUUUCAUAAAGUGGGUUUGCUACGACCCAUGUAUUAAAUAAACUGUCCAAGUGAAACUGAACUAACGUUGGCCUAUGUGUAUUUCCUGAAAAUAAUGUUGAUAAAUGUUAAUAAACACUCCUGACACUACAUUAGCAGUUUGCAAUGCUGCAAACUAAUUGUCUCAUUGUAAUGUUGAAAUAAUUUGGAUAUUUCACAUUGAAAUGGAAAGCCCUUCGCUGGAACAUUUUAGAUUUGCAUUUUAAAUGCAUGAAAUGUAAUUGAUUUUUACCUGUAUUUUAAAUGGUAUUAAUAAACUCCAGAUAAAACAUUCUA